Messenger RNA from Rhea pennata, 6691 nucleotides. It is a transcript of the gene TGFBR3, whose product is annotated as transforming growth factor beta receptor 3. Gene Ontology annotation, molecular function: glycosaminoglycan binding; transforming growth factor beta receptor activity; type II transforming growth factor beta receptor binding. Gene Ontology annotation, biological process: cell migration; regulation of transforming growth factor beta receptor signaling pathway; transforming growth factor beta receptor signaling pathway. The record is from RefSeq and is a predicted model, not a curated record. NCBI's taxonomy places the organism in Eukaryota, Metazoa, Chordata, Aves, Rheiformes, Rheidae. Bases 344 to 2893 code for a protein of 849 amino acids. Gene Ontology annotation, cellular component: cell surface. The transcript is spliced from 17 exons.
CCGCGCCAUGGGGUUACUCGCGGGCUGGGGGCCGGGCGGGCGGCUGCGCGCCUCCGCCGCCGCCUUCUCCUCCUCCUCCUCCUCCUCCGCCGCCGCCGCCUCCUCGCGCGCACCGCGGGCCGGGCAGUAGCGGCGGGCGCGGAGCGGCGCGGGAGCGCGGCGCCCAUGGCGUAGCGGCGCUGCGGCGCGGCUGCCCCGCGGGAGCCGGCGCGGACAGCCCGGCGGCGAGGCAAUUAAAAAUUGGAAGAUUUGAUUUCAAAACAUAUACCACAGUUUUCAAAGGAAGUGAAUCUACGUGAAGAGCUACAAAGGGAGUGGAUUUCAGAAGACAGUGUUUGCAAAAAUGUCUUCAAGUUGUGCGACUCCAGUGUUUGCUUUGAUGAUUUUGUGUCUAGCAGCUGCAGGUCCUGUGCCUAGAAGCGAGUGUGUCUUAUCGCCUGUUAAUAAUUCGCACCCAGUCCAUGCCUUAUUGGAGAGUUUUACAGUCUUAUCCGGCUGUGCAAGCCGAGGCACGACAGGCCUGCCACAAGAGGUGCACAUCCUCAAUCUCAGAAAUCCAGAGGAAGGUCUUGGCCAUCAUGAAAGUGAGGUCACCUUACAUUUGAAUCCAAUUUCAUCAGUGCAUAUUCACCAAAAGCCUCUGGUAUUCCUUCUCAACUCUCCGUUGCCUCUGCUCUGGAAGCUAAAAACAGAAAGACUGGCACCUGGAAUCCGAAGGGUGUUCUUUGUAUCCUUAGGUUCCAUUGUUCAGUUUGAGAAGGGAAAUUUCUCUUUGUCGGCAGAAACAGAAGAAAAGCUUUUCCCUGAGAAAAAUGAACAUUUGCUGCAGUGGGCCCAAAAGGAAUAUGGAGCAGUCACAUCCUUCACUGAACUCAAAAUAUCAAGAAACAUCUAUAUCAAAGUAGGAGAAGAUCAAGUUUUCCCUCCAUCGUGCAACAUAGAAAAGAACUUUCUCUCUUUAAAUUACCUUGCGGGAUACCUACAACCAAAAACAGCAGAAGGGUGUCUUAUGUCUAACUUAGUCCAAGAAAGAGAAGUUCAUAUCAUUGAAUUAAUCACUCCAAAUUCCAAUCCAUACAGUGCUUUCCAGGUGGAUAUAAUCGUUGACAUUAAACCAUCUCAACCAGGCGCCAAGCUUGUCAGAGACGUCGUACUUAUCCUGAAGUGCAAAAAGUCUGUCAAUUGGGUUAUCAAAUCGCAUGAUGUCCAGGGAAAACUGGAAGUGAUUACAUCAAAUAGUAUUGGCUUUGGAAAAGAAACAGAACGAUCCAUGACUAUGAGUAAAUCAGUAAUACCUGAUAUUCCCUCAUCACAUGAGAGUUUGAUCAAGUGGGCUUAUGAGCAUAACUAUAGCCCAGUUACCUCCUACACAAAAGCCCCGGUUGCUAAUCGGUUCCACCUGCAACUUGAAGAUACAGAAGAGAUGAAUGAUGAAGAAGUUCAUUCCCUUCCUCCAGAGCUGACAGAAUUGUUGGAUGCUAGCCCGCUGCCUGCCCCAAAGAAUCCUGCAUUAAGUGAUAGCCUGGCUUUUCCUUUUCCCAUUAACAGAGGAAGACAUGGCACAGUGGGAGAAGGAAUCUUCCCAUCUAGAGAUUCAGCUGACACAUUAAUAGACCGUGACUUUGAGCAUUCCCUCCCAAAACAUAAAGGACCUGAAGAGGUUCAGGGUAGUGCUGAUGUAGCUCUAUCCAUAAAGUGUGAUGACAAAGUAGUGAUAGUAGCUGUAGAAAAAGACUCUCUGCAGGCUAAUGGCUACACAAGGACAGAACUCUCACUGCUGGAUCACUCUUGCAAAGCCAAGAUGAAUGGUACCCAUUUCAUUUUGGAAUCUUCGCCGAACAAAUGUGGGACUCGGACAGCGUAUAUCUCGGACAAGAUUGUUUAUUUUAACUCUAUUGUCAUUCAGCUGUCAUCACCAGCUGAAAGUAGUGGCUUUGAUGAUGACGACAUGGAAUCAGGUGAUAAUGGAUUUCCAGGGGAUGCUGAUGAAGGAGAUGUUGCUUUCUCAAGCUGGCCUGAAAUAGCGUUUAACUGCACACUGCACCAGCCGGAGAAUGAUAGAGCCUUUUUUAAUCCUUCCAUGUUCUGGCCUCUUGAACCACACGUCACCAAUGUGACCUUCAACAUGGAGCUGUACAAAACAGAUCUGUUUCUUGCUCCUUCCCAAGGACUCUUCUCUGUUGCUGAGAAUGGGCCAAUAUAUGUAGAGGUUUCUGUGACUAAAGCUGACAAAUCCCUGGGCUUUGCCAUUCAAACAUGCUUUGUUUCUCCAUUUUCAAAUCCGGAUAGAAUGUCUGAUUACACCAUUAUAGAAAACAUUUGUCCAAAAGAUGAAUCUGUUAAAUUCUACAGUGUUGAGAAGGUGAACUUCCCAAUACCACAUGCGCAGAAGGAUAAAAAGAGAUUUAGCUUUGUGUUUAAACCAAAAUUCAACAUCUCACUGCUCUUUCUUCAUUGUGAGCUGACUUUGUGUACAAAUAAAGACAAAGAUACUCAAGGAUUGCCUAAGUGCAUUCCUCCUGAUGAAGCUUGCACCUCGCUCAAUGUGGAUAUGAUCUUGGCCAUGAUGCACAACAAGAAAACUUUCACUAAGCCCCUCGCUGUAAUAACUUAUGAAGUAAAACCAGAAGAUCCAUCCCUUCCAAAGCCAAAUGUGAGACAGCCACCCGUGUUCUAUGGUCUGGACACCCUGACUGUCGUGGGCAUUGCCUUUGCAGCAUUUGUAAUUGGAGCACUGCUAACAGGGGCCUUGUGGUUUAUUUACUCUCACACGGGGGAAAUGGCCGGAAGACAGCAGGUCCCCACAUCCCCACCAGCCUCUGAAAACAGCAGUGCAGCGCACAGCAUUGGCAGCACACAAAGCACCCCCUGUUCCAGCAGCAGCGCGACCUAACACCAGCGAGAGCAAAGCAAAGGGGCAGCCUAGAAGAGCAGAGGUUGAAAGGACUGUUUGUUGAUAUCAGCUACAAGGAUGAAUUUGGUUUCUUUUGAAAAAAAAUGAGGAGGGAUUUUUCUACAGGAACAAGAACUGAUUUUCUUUUGGGGAAGCCACUGUGUGUGUGUGUGUGUGUGUGUGUGUGUAUGCGUGCACACGAUGUGUGGGUAAAUACAGCCUUUUGGAUCUUCUAUAGCAUAUUAUGCUAUAUGUGACAAGGCUACUAAUUUACAGUACUGCAAUCUGUUCAAGGGUCUGUGGACCCUCAAUGUGAAAUCUAUGCCAGUUUGGAAAAAUGCUGCUUUAUCUAUACAACACUUUUUUUCUCCCUAAACCUUCUCAUUGAUAUAAAGGUAUUUAUGAAGGGAAUUCAACAAGAUAAGCAGAACAAAGAAGAUCUUAGGUCAAAGAUUUUCUAUUUGUAUAAGCAAGACAGUCUCAAGGUCAGACCUAUUUGCUUAAUAACAUUUUAUUACUUCAACUAUGUUUAGCCACUUUUGAAUAACCUUUGUUUUGUUAAGCUUACUGCUACAGCAUCUCAUUUGCUUUCCUGUUGUGUUUGCAGCUUCAGGUUUGUUCCAGGUAUUUUUGUUUUAAUAUGCGUUGAUUUGGUAAUUGGAUUAGAGCACAUUGACAUUCCCUUCCUUGUUCUCCUGGCCAAAGCGCUUAAAUAAGAGAUUUUAUUAUUUUUUUUUAACCUACUAUAUCAAAUACAGACACACACAAACGCUAAUUCAGACAAAUAAUGUUCUUGUGCACUAAUGCAGAUGUGUUUGUACAUUUAAUGGCAAUGUCUUUAUGCAGGUAAAUCUGUAUGUAAGUAUACAGAACCUAAGAAACCUACUUUAACAGUUGGGGAAUUAGCCCAGUGUUCCUUCCAAACAUUAAAUGUGUGUGUGUGUGUGUGUGUUUUUGUGUACACAUGUAUAUAAGCAUAUAUACGCUGUUUAUAUAUAUACACACACGCACACAUCUAUGUACAUGCAUAUAUAUGUAUAGUUAUAAAAUAUACAUAUGUUUAUAUAUGCAUACAAAAACUGUCUCUUAAGUUUAUAGUUAGGUAGACAGAUGAGAUAGAAAAGAAACAGUUCUAACCCUUUAGCUCCACUUAUAAUUGAGAGAGUUUUGAGGGCACAAAGAAUGUACAAUAGAGCCUGUUGUUUGUGUAAACUACUGCCUAUAAAAAUGAAGCUAGUCUAUUAAGAUUACUGUGCAGUUGUUUGUGUUAAACUGUUGAAUGAACAUUGCAAUUGGAUAGUCCUAAAGUAGUGUUGGAAUGUGGAAAUGGUAGAAAGGUACUAAUUGUCACAGUAUUUUUUUCAGUGUCGUUGCCAUAUCUUGGCCUUCAAGUAGAUGCCAAGUGAAAAGAAAAAAAAAUACUUCUGAAUGUGUAAUUCUUUGACUUUUUUGUUGCCACUUUGAAUUUGUAAUGUGUUCUACUGAUCCUUCUUCUUUAAGAAAAAUUAACGUUGGUUUUCCUCUCAGAAUGAGAUGAGUAAUUUCCAUUAAUUUUAGUACAGGUCACUUACCUUCUGCAAGAGGAGAAGGGGAUUAAUUACAGUAGAGUGAUAGUCUGCUCCAAGUCUGAGCUGCAGAUUCUUUUGCUGAUUCUGCACUCGUGCCUUGCUGAUGCCAAGACGGCCAAAGUGCAAGAUAUGCAAUAGGUAUAAAUGCCUAGGAUCAGAUAGAAGAAUAUUACUCAUUUUAAAUCAAAAUUGGUAGUAAUCCUGCAAUCAUGUAUACAUAUGAGUAACUGUACGUGCCUUAUCCUUGGUGGUGCAAGCACAUGUCCAACUCUAAAUAUUAUGAGUAGCCUCAGAGUCAGUGGAGAUAUUCAGUGUAUACCGUUUUAUUUUACCAGGCCCAUGGAAUAGACCUGUUAACAUCAACAAAAAUUAUCUCAUAAGUAUAGUUAUCCUCAUGCGUGAGAGUAUACAGGAUUGAUUCCGUUAUAAGGUGUCAGGAGAAUGAACAUGCUACCUGUGUGGUUGAAAAGAAAGUGCUUUGCCUAACCUUCAGCAGAAUGUAUUGUAUAAGCAUAUUCUAUGUGUAAAAUCUUUAAAGAUGUCUUCAAAGAAGACUAGAGUCUUUAAAUUCAAUCAUAGCUAUAUUUUACUACAUUAAAUUUGUGUAUAAAGAUAUAUUUAAAUGUUUAGACAAAUGUAAGUUACUCUAUAUGAAAUGUUUAAUUUCAGUUACUGUGAAAUUUACCUAUUUUGUAAAUUUUUUCCCUGUUUUAGCCCUUUCUUCCUUCAGAUAUUUUAUUACGUAGUUUCUCAUAGGAAGUAUUAGAUUCUGUUGUUGAGAUGGUCAGAUUUAAAACUUUUAUGUAAAAUAGCUAAUUGUAUAUUUUUGAGAGAAACAUGCUGCAUUAUCAAUGUUUUUAUAAAAAACUCUAAUUUUAAAAUAAUUUACAGAUUUAUAUUUACUGUUGAAUAAACCAAAAAUAUAUAAAAUCAAAGAUUCAAUUGUAUUGGCUUGUAUUUGAAAUACAGUUUAAAUUAACUAAACUUGUACUUAGCUGUUUAAUUCAGAAAUUUUAAUCAAUUUGAAUUAAUCGGCUAUUGGAAGUUACCAAAAAUACAUGUAAUUAUUUAGCAGGUGGGACAGCCAUUUCUGCUCAAACAGAUGGAACUAAAACCGGGCAUUCUCAGUUAAUAGCUUUAUUACAAAAAUUUAUAGUAUCUACCAGCAGCUAUUGAGCUGUCUGCAGUUUACAGUACCAAUAUAUUUGUAAGCUCUGCGUUUUUAACAGCCAUUCAUAUCUACAGCAGGUUUCUUUAUUGUGUGUGGCAAGCUAUUUGAAUGUUUAACUGCAAAGCUACCAGUUCCUAAGUCUGUUGAACUUAUUUUGCCAUGCUUGCUUUCAUGUGGCAGUAUCUACUGGGUGUGGGAAACCAGCAAGACACUUAGGUCCUAUUCACGUCUCAGCAUAGGCCUUUGAAACAGGACUUACGAGAGACUUACUGGUGCUGGGUCUCUUCAUAGUGGUAAAUUUCUGGGUAAUCCAAUUGACUCCAAAGUGCUUUCCUACACAAGAAUGGGAGGAUUGGGCCUCAAAAGAGAUGCCUUCUAAUUGUAAAAGCUAUUAUUAAAAUACUUAAACUCUUAAGUAGAUUGUUAUGUCAUGGGCUGUCUAAUCACAAAUUUAAACUUUUCACAGCGUUUGUGUUGACAUUAUUAUUUUAAUGUGUCAAGAAGUCAGAGCUUUCCGUGUUAGGCUAUUUUCGUAGCAUUUUCCACAUGGAAAUGGGUUUUGCAAAAUGUCUCUAGAUGUUGACGAUUGUAAACUUUCUUCCUGCCCCUUUGUAACAAUUUCUCUUAUGUAUGUACCAGUCUCUAUGUUAUGUAUAUCUACCUCAUGCUUCACAAGAAGACUGUACUGUUGGUUGUGCUGACAGCCCUUCCUGUGAGGUGAUUGUUCUGCCCUGUUGUUUGUUUGUCAUUCAUGGGGAUGUUCACAAAAUUAACAGAUUUUCACUGCCGUGUUCCGACCAGUUCCAAACACCAUAGUCUCACCUUUAAAUAAAUAAAGACACUUCUUAAAUCAAUCUGACAAUCAGAUCUUUUAAUAAACAAGAAAUGGGAGAAAUUUACCUGCCAGUACCCGUGGCCAGUCUGGACACCCCAUUUGUAUUCCAUACUGUGUUCAGUAUUUCAGAGACUUGUGGAAAUGCUUGUAUAGUUUUGAUAACCACAGUGUCAUGUCAUCUUAGUCUCUUGUGCUUAAUAAAGUAUAUAUCAGUUAUUAACAAA